Melampsora larici-populina 98AG31 is the source of this 396-nucleotide messenger RNA. RefSeq lists its product as uncharacterized. The transcript has 5 exons. The coding region runs from base 1 to 396 and encodes 131 amino acids. NCBI's taxonomy places the organism in Eukaryota, Fungi, Basidiomycota, Pucciniomycetes, Pucciniales, Melampsoraceae. The record is from RefSeq and is a predicted model, not a curated record.
AUGUUAUCCUUCCUAUCUUGUCAUAAACUUUUCAUCAUCUUCAUUGGCAUCUGUGUCACACGAUUAGAUUUUGGCUUGUGUUCGGGAGGUGUCGGCGAAUAUAUGGGUGAAGUUAAAUGUACCCUCCAAUAUAGAUUGGGACCACGAGGAAAAAAUCACUGCAUGGGUGAUGAUUCUAGGGCUUAUGAAUGUGACCAAUGCACCGAAAAACGUCCUAUGUUGGCUUGUCAUGCCGGUACAUAUGAGAGGACCGUACCAUGUCCAGAAUACGCCUGGGACACCAGUGAUUACACUUGCACUGUGCCCAGGCCAUCAGGAGGUCCCCCGGUCGGAUACCGAUGCGAUUAUCAACGCGGGACGAUACCUGGCCCGACAUGCACGAAAUGUUACAGGUAA